This is a messenger RNA of Erinaceus europaeus (western European hedgehog), 3308 nucleotides long. RefSeq names its product protein arginine methyltransferase 9 (gene PRMT9). The transcript has 12 exons. Gene Ontology annotation, biological process: peptidyl-arginine methylation. The record is from RefSeq and is a predicted model, not a curated record. Gene Ontology annotation, molecular function: protein binding; protein-arginine omega-N monomethyltransferase activity. Lineage: Eukaryota; Metazoa; Chordata; Mammalia; Eulipotyphla; Erinaceidae. Bases 192 to 2720 code for a protein of 842 amino acids.
GCGUCGCGCUCUGCGGUGCGGGGGGCGUGGCCUCUCCCGGCCAUGGCGGACUAGCUUUCUGUGGUCUGCGCUUGACUUCCAGGUGCCGGCACUCGCGCUCCGCUGUGGCUCGGGGACGUGGGGCCGCGAAGGCGGUUUUCUCUCUGUUUACCGGAGCCUCCCCUCCGGGCUUCCUGCGGGCGCGCUCGCUCAUGCCGCACUCGCGACCCAGGGCCCGCCGGGGCGCCGGGCUGGCCGGGCGCGACGAGCUGGUGUCGCGGUCCCUGCAGAGCGCCGAGCACUGCCUGGGCGCCCGCGACUUCGGCACCGCCUACGCCCACUACCUGCUGGUGCUCAGCCUGGCGCCCGAGCUGAGAGAAGGCCUCAAGGAGACUUUUCAGUAUACACUCUUCAAGUGGGCUGAAGAACUCGAUGCUCUAAAUCGAACACAAGACUUACUUGGCUGCUAUGAGCAAGCCUUGGAGCUAUUCCCUGAAGAUGAAGUGAUUUGCAAUAGUAUGGGGGAGCAUCUCUUCAGGAUGGGCUUUAGAGAUGAAGCUGCUGGCUAUUUUCAUAAAGCAGUGAAGUUAAACCCAGAUUUCAGUGACGCAAAGGAGAAUUUUUACCGCGUUUCAAACUGGCUGGUGGAACGCUGGCACUUUAUUAUGCUUAAUGACGCCAAACGGAAUGCAACUUACAAUGCAGCAAUACAAAAGGCUGUUGGCUUGGGGUCCACAAUUGUGUUGGACAUUGGAGCAGGAACUGGAAUACUAAGCAUGUUUGCAAAAAAAGCUGGUGCGCACUCUGUGUAUGCCUGUGAGCUGUCCAAGACCAUGUAUGAACUUGCCUGCGAUGUGGUAGCAGCAAACAAGAUGGAAGCAGGAAUCAAACUCUUACAUAUGAAAUCGCUUGACGUGAAAAUUCCAAAGCACAUUCCUGAAAGAGUGUCCCUAGUUGUAACAGAAACUGUCGAUGCAGGUUUAUUUGGAGAAGGAAUAGUGGAGAGUUUGAUUCACGCAUGGGAACAUUUACUUUUGCCACCAAAGACUAAUGGUGAAGAUGAAAAUUGUGCAAAGUAUGGGAAAGUAAUACCAGCAAGUGCUAUUAUUUUUGGCAUGGCAGUUGACUGUGCAGAGAUAAGAAAACAUCACAGAGUGGGUAGUAAGGACCUUGCUGGGAUCAGCUUGCCAAUAAAUGUGAAACUUCAGAGUCCAGCUUAUUCUUCUAUAGAUACCGAAGAAACAGCUGAACCAUAUACAACUGAAAAGAUGAGUCGAGUUCCUGGGGGAUAUUUGGCUUUGACAGAGUGCUUUGAAAUUAUGAGAGUAGAUUUCAACAAUCUUCAGGAGUUAAAAAGUCUCUCGACCAAGAAGCCUGACAAAAUUGGGGUUCCUAUUGUUAAAGAAGGCACCCUGGAUGCUAUCGUGGUUUGGUUUCUGCUCCAGCUUGACGAUGAGCACAGUUUAUCCACAAGUCCUAGUGAAGAAACAUGUUGGGAGCAGGCUGUCUACCCUGCAUUUGACCUUGCAGACUAUGGAGUCAAGCCUGGGGACAACGUAACAAUGGAAGUGUCUUGUCAAGAUUGUUACUUAAGGAUCCACAGUAUUAAUGUCUCCAGUUUGGAACAUGAAAUGGAUGUUGGGAAAAGUUCCAGCAAGGAAAAAGGCUUGAUCUCUUUAGGACACGAGGCUGAUCUCUGUAGUGCCCUGGCUAAUCUGCAGACCAGUCAGCUGGAUGCUGGAGAGCAGACUUGUGUAUUGGAUUCCACAGAAAUUGCUUUGCUUAAUAACAUCCCAUAUCACGAAGGCUUUAAAAUGGCAAUGAGGAAAGUACUGUCUUCAUUGGCCCCAGAGAAACUGUGUCAGGACAUGGAUACUCAGUGUCAGAAUAAUGAGAUGAGCUGUGAGGGUGGCCAGAGGAAUUCUGAAGAGAGUGCCCCUGAACCGUUGUAUGUGUUAGAUGUAUCAGAAGGCUUCUCUAUUCUGCCCAUCAUCGCUGGCACACUAGGACAGGUUAAACCUUACAGCUCUGUGGAGAAGGACCAGCAUCGUCUUACACUGGACCUCAUCUCUGAAGCCAAUCACUUUCCCAAAGAGACUCUUGAGUUUUGGUUGAGACAUGUGGAAGAUGAAUCUGCUGUGUUGCAAAGGCCCAAAUCAGAUAAGCUGUGGAGUAUAAUUAUACUGGAUGUCAUUGAGCCAUCUGGGCUCAUCCAGCAGGAAAUAAUGGAAAAAGCAGCAAUAUCCAGGUGCUUGCUACAACCUGGAGGCAAGAUAUUUCCUCAGUAUGUGCUGAUGUUUGGGAUGCUUGCUGAAUCACAGACACUGAUAGAAGAAAAUGCUGUUCAAGGGACAGAACGAACUCUUGGACUCAAUAUAGCGCCGUUUAUUAACCACUUUCAGGUGCCCAUCCGUGUAUUUUUGGACCUCUCCUCACUGCCCUGUACACAUUUAAGCAAGCCAGUGGAACUCUUGAGGCUUGAUUUAAUGACUCCAUAUUUGAACACCUCUAGCAGAGAAGUAAAGGUGCCCAUCUGCAAAUCUGGACAACUGACUGCCAUCCCAUUUUGGUAUCAGAUGUAUCUUGAUGAUGAGAUUUGGUUGGACACUUCAAGUGAGGCUUCCCACUGGAAGCAAGCUGCAGUUGUUUUAGAGAAUCCCAUCCAGGUGGAAAUAGGAGAGGAACUUGUACUCAGCGUCCAACACCACAAAAGCAAUGUCAGCAUCACAGUGAAGCAGUGAAGUGUGGUUUUCUAAGGAUACUGCUUAUGCAGAGCAGCAAGCACACAACUCUUCUGGUCUGAAUCGGUGGGAUUGUAAUCACAAAACGGGGUGUAUCAAGAUAAAAUUCCUUGCAGUGGUCAACUAUUUUUUUAAAUUGACAUUAGUGGUAAUAAAGAUUUGAAAGAUCCAAUUUGUAGAGUAACAUUAAACUUUGCUAAGAAGUUUAGCUACAAACAAGGUGUUGAGUCUCAUUUUCAUUGUUAAAUAUCAGUAAGUAAAAUAUAACAAUUUUAGAAACAUCUUAAUUUUUUUUUUCUUAAAUCAAAAUUUACACUUGGGCAAACAUCAAAAUGUGGGCUUUCAGUAAAGACUGAAAAUUGUUACCUAUAAAUUCUAGGCUUGCCUCUUACUAAUACUUGAUAGUCUCUUAAAUACCUUCUCAGGUUUUGUGUUUUAGAACUGCAAACUUGAGUAAGAAUUUGAACUGGGCAGGGGUAGAUAGCAUAAUGGUUAUGCAAAGAGACUCUCAUGCCUGAGGCUCAGGUUCAAUCCCCUGUACCACUAUAAGCCAGAGCUGAGCAGAGCUCUGGUAAAAAAGAACUAAAA